CAGUCUGUUUCUGUUUGUGCUUACAGGAGUUAUUAAAAAUGCAGAAGCAUAAGGGGGCAGGGCAGCAGGUGGUGGCGGUGACGCAGGGUGCGCAAGCUGCCGUGGCCCAGCAGCCCAGCCAGGUGCAGCCCGCUCAGGCUGGCCAAGCCAGUCCUCAGCUAGCUACCGUGACUGCAGCCAGACCCGGAGCCGUUCUCCCUGCAAACGCACUGCAAGUGACCAGACUGACUCGAGUCCCUCAGGGGCAGAUUCAGGCCCAGGUAGGACAGACGGCUCAGGUGGCCCUCACCAAGCCUCCGGUGGUGUCUGUGCCAGCGGUAGUCUCUGCAGUGACGACCAUGUCAGGACUAAGUGUGGCUAUUAACCAAUCACAGAAAACUGGGGCCCCAGUGCUGACGACCACCUUCCCCCAGAUGCAAGUCCAGCAGCUGAUUCCGAUGAAGAAACAGCAGCAUCCAGCAGCCAUUCAGGCUGCAGCUCAGCAGAAAGCAGGGCAGCCUCAGCAAGGACAGGCCGCUGUUCAGCAGAAGAUCGGUACCCAGCAGGUAACGAUGCAGGCGGCCCAGUCGGCGCAGCAGCAACAGAAGGUGACCUACGCAACAACGCAGCAACUCCAGCCUGGAAUCAAAACCCAGUUCUUCACUACUACAUCCAUCGCCCAGACCCAAAAACCAGCUGGAGCCCAACAAAUCCAGGUGGCUAAGCUCCCACAGAUAGUGCAGCAGCAACCGGCUGUGGCCAACAUUCAGCAGAUUGUGUCGUCUCCCCAGCAGGGUCAGCCUCAGACGGUGACUCUGGCCCAGGCUGCUACGUCGACGUCCGGUCAAGUUCAGAUGAUUCCCACGGGGACGCCCACAGUUCAGGUGGUUCAGCAGAAGAUCAUCCCACAGCAGGUGGUGACGCCCGCCACGCAGAUCCAGCCGCAGAAUCCGCACAGCCCCGCCCAUCCGCCCGCUGCCCCCUCUGCCGCAGAGUCCCCCGGACAGCUGCCCGGUCAGGCCCAGCAGCCCACCAAGAAUCAGGCUCGCCAAGGGGGCGUGAGGGCCAAAACGCCCGCCAAGCCCAGUGGGGGGAGCAGCUAGGCAUGCCGUGUAAUGAAACCACUUCUCAAAGUGUUUUUGUUUGUUUUUUCUUUGUUUUU
Molecule: messenger RNA, 1141 nt
Organism: Poecilia latipinna (sailfin molly)
Lineage: Eukaryota; Metazoa; Chordata; Actinopteri; Cyprinodontiformes; Poeciliidae
Product: E1A-binding protein p400-like
Exons: 6
Coding region: 39-1082 (347 amino acids)
Biological process (GO): DNA repair
Cellular component (GO): Swr1 complex; NuA4 histone acetyltransferase complex
Molecular function (GO): chromatin binding
Source: RefSeq, a predicted model, not a curated record